Engraulis encrasicolus (European anchovy) is the source of this 3473-nucleotide messenger RNA. It is a transcript of the gene med24, whose product is annotated as mediator complex subunit 24. The record is from RefSeq and is a predicted model, not a curated record. Gene Ontology annotation, cellular component: mediator complex. NCBI's taxonomy places the organism in Eukaryota, Metazoa, Chordata, Actinopteri, Clupeiformes, Engraulidae. The transcript is spliced from 27 exons. Bases 404 to 3394 code for a protein of 996 amino acids. Gene Ontology annotation, molecular function: transcription coregulator activity.
GCAGGUGGUAAUUGGAAAUGAACACCACGCCAUACUGUGUGCAAAUAAAAUAUGAAGGCAUACUGUGAAAGGUUAAGUCGUCCAUUGCUUUUAAAGGAAGUAGAAAUCCAAUUGAAAGCAUAUGGAAAAAAUACACAUCACUCAAGGGAAAUUGAUCACAAAAAUAGUAGGCAAAAGCAUACUGUUUGCCACACCACUAGGUGUCAGUAAUGUACUUCCAAUCUACACCAUUUGGAAUUAACACAGACAAAGAGGAAGAAAGAUACACCAAUCAGCGUUUAGACUACUGUUAGCGUAGAAACAAUAUGCUGGCCCCACAUCCGAAGAGUUUAAAUUAAUGAAUAACCUGUUGUAUUAAGCAAAAGAAUAAUUUUGAAGUGUGAAGGUGAUUGCCCAGUCAGUGAUGAAGGUGGUGAACCUGAAACAGGCCAUCCUUCAGGCCUGGAAAGAGCGCUGGAGUGAUUACCAGUGGGCCAUCAACAUCAAAAGAAACUGUCCCAAAGGAGUGACAUGGGACUACCUGAACCUUGCAGAGGCCCUGAUGGAGCAGGCUAUGAUUGGCCCCUCUCCCAACCCUCUGAUCCUCUCAUACCUGAAGUAUGCCAUCAGUUCACAGAUGGUGUCUUAUGCGAGUGUACUUACAGCCAUGAGUAAGUUUGAUGACUUCUCCCGUGAGCUGUGUGUGAAAUCUUUACUGGAGAUCAUGGAUAUGUUCUCUCACCGCCUCAGCUGCCAUGGGAAGGCGGAGGAGUGCAUUGGCCUGUGCCGCUCUCUGCUGAGUGCGGCGGUGUGGCUGCUGCAGGGCUGCGCCUGGUACUGCGAGCGGCUCCGCGAACACCAGGCGGCGCCAGCGGGCCAGGUAGUCCCACCACUGCAGGGCACCGUCCCCGGGCUGGAGGCCAGCCUGAAGGCCUGCCAGGAGAGGCUGGAGGGUCUCGUCAAGAGCACCAAGAACCGCUCGCUCAUCCACAUAGCCCGACUGGAAGAACAGGCCUCCUGGACCAAUGUGGAGCAGGCUUUGGUCAAGCUGACGGACAACCUCAGCAGUCUGACCAAUCAGACGCUAAGAAGCAAACUAGAGGAGAUUGUGUCUCUGGUCAAAAGUAUUCCUCAGAUGCUGUCAGUACAGGGGGACCCUCCGGUGCACUCCUCCUUCCCCUCCGUUCACGCCUUCGUGAUGCUGGAGGGAACCAUGAACCUGACUGGGGACACCCAGCCCCUGGUGGAGCAGCUCAUGAUGAUCAAGAGGAUGCAGCGCAUCCCCUCCCCGCUGUUUGUGCUGGAGAUCUGGAAGGCCUGCUUCACCGGCCUCAUCGAGUCUCCAGAGGGCACCGAGGAGCUCAAGUGGACCGCUUUCACCUUCCUCAAGAUCCCCCAGGUCCUGCUGAGGUUGAAAAAAUACCCCCAGGGAGACAAGCAGGACUUCAUGGAGGAUGUGAAUACGGCCUUUGAGUAUCUGCUGAAGCUCACGCCCUUGUUGGACAAAGCUGACCAGAGAUGCAACUGUGACUGUCUGAGCCUUCUUCUUCAAGAGUGUAACAAACUGGGCCUGUUGUCUGAAGCCAACACCAACAACCUUACAUCUAAACGGGAGUUUGCCCCACGUCUUAAGACAGCAGAGAACGCAAACAUCCAGCCCAACCCCGGCCUCAUCCUCCGCGCUGAACCCACAGUCACCAACAUCCUCAAGACAGUGGAUGCCGAUCACUCCAAGUCACCGGAGGGGUUGCUGGGAGUGUUGGGCCAUAUGCUGUCGGGUAAAAGCCUCGACCUCCUCCUCGCUGCCGCGGCCGCCACGGGCAAACUCAAAUCUUUCGCACGCAAGUUCAUCAAGUUAAAUGAAUUUCCGAAGCACAUGAGUGGAGAGGGAUCUAAAUCGGCGUCUGUGAGGGCCCUACUGUUUGACAUCUCCUUCCUGAUGCUCUGCCAUGUGGUGCAGACGUAUGGAUCAGAGCUGAUCCUGUCGGACCCCAGUCCGUCAGGCGAGGUGCCGUUCUUCGAGACGUGGCUGCAGACCUGUAUGCCCGAAGAGGGCAAGACGCUGAACCCCGACCACCCCUGCUUCAGGCCCGAGUCCGGCAAGGUGGAGAGCCUGGUGGCACUACUCAACUCCUCUUCCGAGAUGAAGCUUGUUCAGAUGAAGUGGCAUGAGAUCUGUCUGAAUACCCCUGGCGCCAUCCUGGAGGUUCUUAAUGCGUGGGAGAACGGCGUGCUGUCAGUUGAAAAUGUACAGAAGAUCACUGACAACAUAAAGGGGAAGGUGUGCAGCAUGGCGAUCUGUGCGGUGGCGUGGCUGGUGGCUCACGUGCGGAUGCUGGGCCUGGACGAGCGGGAGAAGCCCCAGACCAUGAUCCGGCAGCUCAUGACGCCCAUGUACGGGGAGAACACCCUGCAGUUCUACAACGAGCGCGUGGUGAUCAUGACGUCUAUAAUGGAGCGCAUGUGUGCGGACGUCUUCCAGCAGACAGGCUUGUCCAUACGCCCCCCAGUGGAGGGCCAGGACCCCAUCCCCUACCGCAACCUGCUCCCCCCGCGACAGCCCAUUCACGAGGCACUGCACGCUCAGUUCCGGGAUGUGCUGAAUAAGGGCUGGGUGGACAGCAAGGCUCUGCACCUGUUUGAGAACCUACUCAACAUGGGAGGAGUCUUCUGGUUCACCAACAACCUGGUCAAGGAGCUGUUGAAGGAGACCCGUAAGGAGUGGGCCCUGCGUGUUGUGGAGCUGCUGUACAGCAUCUUCUGUUUGGACUCUCACCAGAUCACCCUCACGCUGCUGGGUACCAUCCUGCCCAACCUCCUCACUGACCCCGCACACUGGCACAGCCUGACCGACCCACCAGGGAAAGCUCUCGCCAAGUUGUCGGUGUGGUGUGCUCUCAGUGCCUACUCGUCACAUCACAAGGGCCAGGCCUCUGCCCGUCAGCGCAAGAGACAACGAGAAGAUAUAGAAGAUUACAACAGCCUGUUCCCAUUGGAUGACACCCAGCCUUCUAAGCUGAUGCGUCUACUGAGCUCCAAUGAGGAUGAACCAGUGCUGUCUAGCCCAGGUGAUCGGACCAUGAGCAGCUCUCUGUCAGCCUCCCAGCUCCAUGCGGUGAACAUGAGAGACCCCCUCAACAGAGUGCUGGCCAACCUGUUCCUGCUGAUCUCCUCCAUCCUGGCCUCCAAGACGGCGGGACCGCACACCCAGUUUGUGCAGAGCUUCAUGGAGGAGUGUGUGGAGUGUCUGGAGCAGGGCAGCCGGGGCAGCAUCCUGCAGUUCAUGCCCUUCAACAUGGUGUCUGAGCUGGUGAAGCUGCCGGCCCUGGCCAAGCCUAAAGUGGUGCUGUCCAUAUCCGACCUGACUCUGCCACUGGGCAGGAGGGUUGCUGCCAAAGCUAUUGCUGCGCUGUAGGCCCACACAUUCAAACCACACUGCACACUGUACAGACAUACUGCACACUCUCGCGCGCACACACACACGCACACACGCA